CAACCCGGCCACAACCGAAAAUUUGUCUGUGGCAGUGUGAAAUCCGGUCCAAAAAAAAGGCCUCCAUCUGAAGUGUUUCUUGAGAAUAAGGAAUGAACUCUAUAUAGUCUAUACACAUCAUCACACUUAAACCAUCAUCCCUGAACCAUCUCCAACCAUCUUGUUUCCACCUAGCUUGCUGGCCCCACAAUUCAUCGCAACAACACCUAGUACCAAAACCCCGCGGCGUCGUCUCAUUGAUACCUCUACCCCCCGUUCCAGAAGCAGACAACUAUCAAACAGUAAAAUAGCCCGGCAAAAUGAAGGCCUACUUCUACGACAACCUUCCUGGUGAUCAACGCCUCCCCCACGACUCCGGCAAGGAAGUGACGGUCGCGGAGCUUGAAAAGGUCGGCGUCCUUUACUUCCGGUUCCCGGAUGUCGAGGGCGUAAACACACUGGCGGCGGAGCGCGGCUACAAGAACCGGGACGAGAUCAUCGUCUCGCCCGAGAAGAUGGGGGCCAUCUACGAGACGAAGGUGCGCCAGUUCUUCGACGAGCACCUGCACGAGGACGAGGAGAUUCGGUACAUUCGCGAUGGUGCCGGGUACUUUGACGUGCGCAACGAGGGCGACGAGUGGAUUCGCAUCAAGCUUGUCAAGGAUGAUUUGAUCAUCCUGCCUGCAGGCAUUUAUCAUAGGUUUACUACUGAUGAUACCAACUAUAUCCAGGCUAUGCGUCUGUUCAAGGAAGAGCCCAAGUGGACGCCUCUGAACCGUACCGAGGGGCUUGAUGAGAACCCCUACCGCCAGGAGUAUGUCACUCAGUUCCUGAAGGCCCAAGCUGAACAGGCAUAGGAGCAGCCAAAAGGGAUGGGACAUAGCCUUUAUAGCCACCACAACUUGAAACAAGGAAAGCACAAAACAACACGCUAGCCGAGUUCGCUACUUUGCGUUAAGCGCCACAUAUCUAUACCCAAAUGCAUGCGAAAUAUCUAUAGCACCUAUCAACUAAAGUCUGGUGUGCGACCAUUCAGGUGUUUCCCUUUUUGCCAUACCGACCUGGCCGCUACCUAAGCUUGUGGUAAUCGGGCUUUCUGGCAUAGCUGGUUUGACGUGGACCUGGUUUUACUCUUCCUCUGAUAUGUCAUGGUGUUGUCCUGAACGAAACCGCAAGACCGCAUGCAUAAAGUGCGCUACUUUUGUGCCGUAGUGAAUGACUGUCUUGUGUCAACUGAUCCCGA
Molecule: messenger RNA, 1222 nt
Organism: Neurospora crassa OR74A
Lineage: Eukaryota; Fungi; Ascomycota; Sordariomycetes; Sordariales; Sordariaceae
Product: ARD/ARD family protein
Exons: 3
Coding region: 300-836 (178 amino acids)
Molecular function (GO): acireductone dioxygenase [iron(II)-requiring] activity
Source: RefSeq, a predicted model, not a curated record